AUGACGUCACGUGGGGGAGGUCGUGUAAACGAGGCGUCGAACCAGCGUCGUUUUGGGCGGCAAGAUGAUGUCUGCCGGGACUAGCAGCCAGCAGGGAGCGACAAGCCAGUCUACUGCGUAACCGCAGACAACCGCCAAAAUGUUGAACGUAAGCACAGCAGCAGCGGGGGCGGCGGCGCCAUUACUAGCCUUUGCCCUUACCACCCUCGCCACCCCCACGCCCACAUCUCUGGACCCACCCACCACCGCCUCCGGCACGCCCACCAUCGACCCAUACACCACGCCCUUCUCCAACACCACCAACACCACCGACCUGGAAAUGAGCGAGUUUGAGGACGUGAGCGGAUACAAGACGUUCCUGGCGGGCUCCCGGUACGUGGUACAGCGGGUACUGGUACCCAUGGUGCUGAUCGUGGGCGUGGUGGGCAACGCCGUCACCAUCGUGGUCCUCACCAGGCGCCAGAUGCGCUCCUCCACCAACAACUACCUCACCGCCUUGGCCAUCUCAGACCUGCUUUACCUGGUGUUCAUCUUCUCCCUCUCCUUCCGUCACCACCCGGGCAUGAGUCGGCCGCACCACUGGUUCUACUGGCAUUACUCGCGCUAUGCUCUCUGGCUCACUGAUGCCUCCGGUGA
Procambarus clarkii (red swamp crayfish) is the source of this 636-nucleotide messenger RNA. The record is from RefSeq and is a predicted model, not a curated record. NCBI's taxonomy places the organism in Eukaryota, Metazoa, Arthropoda, Malacostraca, Decapoda, Cambaridae.